UGUUUGCGUAUUAUUCUACAUCUUGUACCCAGACCUCGAGACAAACUCGCGGGGUGGGGAUGCGGCCAGCAAAAACCACGGUGGUCACUUCACCUCUUCGCACCUCCUCACCAGAGCUAAGGCUUCGGUCGGGCUACUAGCGUCACACGACUUGGACCUACUUCAACCUCCUACGAUGUCGGUGAUUCAAACUCCUCACAUGGUGUCCAUUGGCAUGUACUCGUUCUGGCCCACGGCAUUGGAGAACUCGGGAGGCUCGUCCGAAGUCGAGCACUUAUCGGUACCAGAAACGCUUUACCAGCGCCUUGUGGACCAAGACCACCGCCAACACCGUGCGUUCGGGUUCAUCCGUGAAAGCUACCGGGCGUGGCGCGUGACAGCGCUGCAAGUGAAGAAGGCCAAGCAGACUCUGAGUCCACCGUCUUCUCCCAUCGUAAAGGUCGAAGUCGAAGAGGUUGUCAUGACCUGUGGCGAUGACUGCGAGCAUGACGCCUUGCUACUUGCUGACCAUCCGCACCAGAUGUCUCCACUUGUAUCUGUGGUGAAGGAAGAGGUGCUCGUCGGAAGCAACGUCUCUGUGGACAUGCCGCCAGCGUUGUCGGACUCUUGUACCGAUUCGAUGGAACGUACUCCCCCGCAUCAUGUCGACGGUGACGAUGGCUCCAUCUUGUCCACGGACAAAAAGCGCAAAUUUCGAAAAUGCGGCACAUCCAACGCGACUCGAGUCCUUCGCGACUGGCUCUUUGAUCCCCACAACCAAGAGCAUCCGUACCCUUCGGAACAAGUACAUCUUUUUCCCACCUCCUCCCACACCACCACCACAUGCACUCGUCACUCACAACGUCCCCCGUGUUCAGGAAAAACGUCGUCUGUCGCACGACUCGGGGCUCACGAUCAAGCAAAUCGGCAUUUGGUUCCGCAACGCGCGACAGCGCCUGUGUGCGCCCAGCCCCACCAAGGCGACGAUCAAUCAGGAACAAGCCACGGCCUUCAUGACGUCCGUGGGGCUUAGGAUAGAUGAAACGACCCCUCUGCGACGAGGGGCGUGGUCGCCCGCCGAAAACGCAUUCGCCCAAAAGCUCAUCGAUCAGUUCACGCAGGGCAAGAUGCCGCUGGUGGAAGGCACGCCGUUGCGGUCGUUUCUGGCCGUGGUGCUCCACUGCCACGCCAUGCGCAUCUCCAAAAAGUUUGUGCGCGAGUGCUCCGUGGGCAAGAUCACGUUCCGACGGGACCGCCUCUUCCACGAGUCCGAGCACGACGCGUGCAUGCGGGACCUCUUGGCGCUCAAGGCGCAGGUCCAGGACAACGCGACCGCGGUCACGUCCAAGAAGAUUAUGGAGACGGAAGCCGAAGCCAUCAAAGUCCAGGAAUGGUUCCGCACCACGGGCGAGGCAUCGACGACACCCAUCCACGACGUGGUUGGCAGCGCUAGUACUACUACUACUCCCAAGAUGGAAGGCGGCGGCAUGUUGCUUGGGGGGUUUCCCAGCUGCAACGCACUCGACCGACACUUGCACGACCAGCUGCUCGAAGACCUUGACUUUGACUUUGACGGUGACUUGGGCUGGGGGGAGCUCGACAAGGCCGUGUCGCAGAUCUUCUUUCCAUAGUCAACAGGGACGACGACGCAACUGUGUGUGUGUGUGACCGUGUGCGACCGUUUGUAAAGUAGUAAAACAUAUUGUUGGCGUUCGUGAUAGGAAGCUUAAGUUGCUUGAUAUGAGUCGGCAUGUUCAAAGGGCAAGGUCGAUCUGUAGUUGUGACUUGGCCCAACAUGGUGGAAUAUGGAGAUUACUAGUAACGACAAAGUGAAGUGUAACGUUAAAAGUGCUUGUCAAUGAGACUGUCACAUGGCCACGAGUUUUUUCCAGGACGACGUGCUAGUCCUCGCCGCUUUUAGUGGUCCAUGGCCGUCGCCGCCACGACGCAAUGUGAUCAAUUCAAGUAUUUCGAAAUUAUAGAGAAAACUAACCUACACCUGCCUUAUACAAGCUAAAUCCAUCGUGGGGGGCGAAUCGAACUCUGGUCCGACACGCAGUCUUGCCGGGAGAAGGUCCGCCUCUGGAAAAUACAAGUCCAGGGCGACCAGCGGCGACGGCGACUGGGCUGAUGGAACACUUGCUUACAGCUUGUCAAUCUUGCCAAAAGCUCCACCCCCGGGGUUGCGUCUGGCCAAUUCUGCUCGAUCGGCCGUUUUGAAAUCGUACGAGCAAUUGUGUUGGUCAGCAAAACGAUGCGAGCCACAAUACACGAAACCGCACCGGCAUUCGAUGCCAGUGAGUCUGACUUUUUUCUUGCAUUCCCAGCAACGUCCCUUGUUUUUUUGAACGACGACCGGCUCGACAGCUUCUUCAGCAGGCGGUGUGUUUACGGGGGACGCGACGGCGGGCGUGGGAACGACGGCGUCGACUAGAGGUGCCGGCACGGCAGCUUGCGUUGUCGUCGGGGGUGACGUGUAUGCAUCGGUUUCGACCUGGCGAUUCGACAUGGUCUUCUUCCAGCACACGGAGCACAUGCCGCCACUCGCGGCAUUGCCAAAGAAACCGCAGCCGUUCGCGCAUAGCUUGGUGCAUUCGCCUUCCUGUUGCAUGGUGUGUUUGGCUUGUGGUGAGGGGGUGCUCCGAAACCCUCAAAAAGAAAACUAACGCCCCGUUUUCUUCGUCCCCGAAUAUACACGAUACCAACCGGCUUGUUCUUUU
Molecule: messenger RNA, 2699 nt
Organism: Aphanomyces astaci
Lineage: Eukaryota; Oomycota; Saprolegniomycetes; Saprolegniales; Verrucalvaceae
Exons: 2
Coding region: 642-1610 (322 amino acids)
Biological process (GO): regulation of DNA-templated transcription
Molecular function (GO): DNA binding
Source: RefSeq, a predicted model, not a curated record